This is a messenger RNA of Girardinichthys multiradiatus, 1338 nucleotides long. Its product is annotated as dehydrogenase/reductase SDR family member 7C-B-like. Gene Ontology annotation, biological process: regulation of release of sequestered calcium ion into cytosol by sarcoplasmic reticulum. The coding region runs from base 170 to 1114 and encodes 314 amino acids. Gene Ontology annotation, cellular component: sarcoplasmic reticulum membrane. Lineage: Eukaryota; Metazoa; Chordata; Actinopteri; Cyprinodontiformes; Goodeidae. The record is from RefSeq and is a predicted model, not a curated record. The transcript has 7 exons. Gene Ontology annotation, molecular function: all-trans-retinol dehydrogenase (NAD+) activity.
AGUCAGCUGGGCAGCUAUUAAAAGACCUCAAAUCCCAAAGUAUUGCUAAGGAAGGCUGGCCAGUUGUCAUGUUGGAGGAGCUCUGCUGAAGCGUGCAGCCUCAGCUCCUCAGGAGGGGAAUUAAACCUAACCACCUGCAGAGGGCUGAGAAACAGACAUCCUUCCAGAGAUGGACCCUACAUGGACCACCACCAUCCUUGUGGUUCCCUGUGUGGUGGUGCUAACAGCUGGAUUUUUUUACCUCUAUGGUGCAAUUAUCGGUCUGCUGUCUAAAACAUCAGUACGCAAUAAGGUGGUGGUUAUAACUGAUGCUUUAUCAGGGCUUGGAAAAGAGUGUGCAGGUGUUUUUCACAAUGGAGGAGCCAGGCUGAUCCUCUGUGGGAAAAGCUGGGAGAAGCUUGAAGAACUUGAAGACGAACUGGCGAAUGCUUCUGAUCCUACACUUACAUUCCCUCCGAAGAUUGUGCUGCUGGACUUUGGAGACAUGAACAGCAUGACAGAAGCCAUCGCGGAGAUCCUGGAUUGUUAUGGUUGCUUGGACUAUCUCAUCUUCAACAGUAGCAUGAAGGUCAAAGCUCCUGCACAGAGUCUGUCUCUGGAGAUGGACAAGCUUCUGAUGGACAACAACUACUUUGGGCCCAUCACUUUGGCCAAAGGUGUGAUCCCUUCCAUGAUCUCUAGGAGAAGUGGUCAUCUGCUCCUGGUUAACAGCAUUCAAGGGAAAAUCGCUGUGCCUUUCCGCACUGCAUACGCAGCUUCCAAACAUGCCAUUCAGGCUUUCUUUGACUGCCUGAGAGCAGAGGUGGAAGAGUUCGGCAUCUCUGUCAGCACCAUCAACCACACCUUCAUCAGCUGCUCUGCGUCCAAAACAACACAGGCUGCAACCUCGAACUCCCUGCUUUGGUCCCUGUUUUACACCAGGAAGCCACGUGGUGUUUCUCCACAUGAAGCCACCGCUGAGAUUGUAAGAACCCUGAACAACAGAAGGAAAGAAGUACUGAUUGCUCCCUCUCUUCCCAAGAUGGCCAUUUAUGCCCGAUCCUUCUUCCCCAACAUGUUCUUCGCUGUGAUGGCUGCAGGAGUGAAAAACUCUGCUGCUUCUGACAGCAUGUAAAGAUCCUGCAUCCUUCUAUGAUAUCAUGACAGUUGUUGCACAACAUUUUAUGAUUGAAAAUGACAUGCAACCAUUUAGGCUAAAGUAAAACUCUAUGAAACAACUUGUUAUAACCUGUUAAGGUUUGUCAACUAUUAGGAGCCCCAAAGAUGCAAAAUGACAAUCUGUCAUCAUAAUUGCUCUUUUCUUCUGUUGUUUGUUUGAUUAUUUGUCUCAUUUAGGGU